Molecule: messenger RNA, 1724 nt
Organism: Arabidopsis lyrata subsp. lyrata
Lineage: Eukaryota; Viridiplantae; Streptophyta; Magnoliopsida; Brassicales; Brassicaceae
Exons: 9
Coding region: 114-1724 (536 amino acids)
Source: RefSeq, a predicted model, not a curated record
UUUAUUAUGUUUUGAUAAAAUUACCCUCAUACAAUCUUCGUCCUCUUCCUUGAACACCAAGAUUCAAACAUAUUUUCUUGGUUCUGAAAAUUUCUACCAAAAUCCGACAAAAAAUGGAAGGUGUUAGAAGAGCAGAGGUGAUCGUUACCAAGAGAUGUUCGAAGCUGCGCGUGGAGUUCACGCCUUCACUACGUGGCAGUCGCAUAUCGGAGCCUUUUUCUCCUGCCACCACCAAUGCUUCCUCCCGGUUCCAACCACCAGUUCGAUCCGACGGACCUUUCUCUGGUCUAAUCAUCUGUGUAACUGGUCUCUCUAAAGAAGCAAGGAAACAGGUUAAGGAAGCUACAGAGAGACUUGGUGGUGAAUAUAGUCCUCUUUUGCAUUCUCUAUGUACACAUUUGGUUGUUCAGAGUUAUGAUGGAUGCAAGUUUGAGCAUGCCUUGAAACAUGGAAGAAGAGAGACUUUGCAUAUCGUUACGCUUGGCUGGUUUGUGGAUAGUGUCCGUAGAAAUGUUAAGUUGGGUGAGUCUUUCUACGCGGUAAAAAAGCUUGGAGACACUAAGGUGAAUGUAGAUGGAUCUAAAUCGGUUUACGCGGUAGAAAAACCACCUAGAGGAAUGCAAGGAACAAAGUUCACAGGAAGCAAGGACUUGGCCUUGUCAGGCUAUUCAGUUUUUAUCGAUCCUGAUAUUUCAGAAGAAGUGAGACGCCGGGUUUCACAGGUGGCUGUUGAAGGAGGUGCCAAGCUUAUGAAUCAAUGGUUCAUUGGAUGUAAUGCAAGUCAUGUUGUAUGUGAAGCUGGUUCUGUCCUGAGAUAUCUUGGUCACUCGAGUAAUUUGGUUACACCAGUAUGGCUUCAGAAGACGUUGGAAGAGAAACCAAUGCAAAAUGUUGUUCGAAUGUCAGCUGAUUUGGCAAGAGAUGUUAUAACAAUGCUUGAGAAUCUUGUGAAGGGAUCCCGCAUGGAAUGUGUUCUUGAAGAUGCCUCGAUGUUAAGAAAUAGAACGACAACAUACAAAGAAAGGCAGAAGAUUGUGGAAUCCGCCAAAAAGGCUGUCACAAAUCACCACGCAAAGGCAUUUCAUCUUCUCUAUAUUUCAUCUUCGGAAACCAACCUAUCGCUAAACCGCACUCUAUUUUCUUUGUUCUUCAAACAGAUGGGCAAGAUGCUGAUCCAGCCGAAUCAGACCAGCCUUCUAGAUUCUAUUUGUUGGACAGUAUCUGAACCAACCUCAACAGCUAGUGUUAUCAUAGAUAGUUUUAACAACAACGAAGAUAUCGAAAGAAAAUCUUUAUCUGCCUUCUUUGAUGAUAAAACCAAUGAUUCAUUCCCUCACUCCAUAAGACUGCUCACAGAAAGUGAGAGAAUGGAAUUGGUAUACAAAAACCAUUUUAUAACAUUACUACUUCCAAUUGAUUGGUAUGGUGAGAUGGGACCUUCUUCCAGGUCGUAUUUUAGUGAAACCGGCUUUACAUGUCAGCAGAUUCUACAACACAUCUAUGCAUUCUAUCAGGAAAAUAUGUCUGAGGAGGAAAUCAAAGCAGCAAUUCACACCAACUCGAGGCAGAGUGAAAAGCUCCGAGCAGUGGACUCGAUGAUGAAAGGCGGGAAGACUGUAUUCAAACGGAUUCAGUUUCUUGGAUCCCGGAAAGGCUUUGAGAUGCUUAAACGUGUUAGUAGCUUCAAUUGUAGUAAUGUCUAUGAGCUUAUCAUUAAGGCAUAA